CUUUUCCAUACAGAUGACGACGCGUUUUCCAAUGUGUUUUGUGAAAACUCUAAGAAGCUUAUCAAUGUAGAUUUAUUUGCCCUGGCUGCUAAGUAUUAUUCUUUGUCUAACCUUGGAGUGUGUACCCCAUUAGAAGACAUACUUCAGGCAAUGAGAGGAGACAAUCAAGGAACAACAGGUAUCAAAACUGAUGAGUUUAUGAAUAAUAAGAAAUCACAUGAAGUGCAGGUGAUGUCAGAGCUGGUAGACAAAAUAGCAAAUUAUUGUGGUAUAAAGCAGGUGAUUGAUAUAGGUUCUGGAAAAGGCUACCUGAGUUCAUUUUUGUCCAUGCAAUAUAACUUACAAGUUUAUGGAAUUGACUCCUCAAACUCCAACACUAAUGGUGCUCAUGAAAGGAACAGAAAAUUGAAGAAGCACUGGAGAGCAUAUCAGAGUCGAGGAAGAGCAAACCUCAAAAGCCAGAGGUUGGAAAAGGCAGAUGACAGGCCACUAGAAAGUGAAAUUAAAUGUAAAGCAAUUGAUGAAAAGCCCUUAAAUAAUGACAGCAGUCUUCAAAGUCAAGACCAAGUGACUUUCCAAGAUUUAGUUCCUUCUUGUAGUUUCACAGAAGUAGCUACAUCUGAAACCAGCAAACAAACUGAAGCUGACUUGGUGGCUCGGACACAAUCUGAUGAGAGCAAACUUUCUGAAGAGGUUCUUGCUAUUCUAAAUGUUCUGCCUUCUGAUGCUGUAGAAGUUUUUUCUUCAUCUCAUGGUAACUGUGGGGAACUCUGUGAAGAGGAAAAGGCGCAAAGGAAGAUGGCAUCUCUCAAGGCUAAAGCGAGCAAGUCGAGUGAAUCAAACCUGUAUUUUCCAUUGACCUCUUGCAUCACUGCGGAAACAGAACUCAGUGACAUCAUAACAGAUCUGGAGGACUGUAUGAUGGUGGGUCUACAUACAUGUGGUGAUCUCGCUGCAAAUACACUACGAAUUUUUACUGCCAAGCCUGAAAUCAAAGCAGUUUGCAGUGUAGGCUGCUGCUACCAUCUGUUGUCAGAACAGUUUGAAAACCAAGAAGAUUGCCCAGAGGAAGUGUGGGGAUUUCCCAUGUGUCAGUACUUGAAGGACAAGGGCUGGUGCUGUGGUCGGAAUGCUAGAAUGUCAGCGUGCUUGGCUUUGGAGCGAGUUGCAGUUGGCCAAAUGCUGCCUACAGAAUCAUUGUUUUAUCGAGCUGUUCUUCAGGUUAUUAUAGAAGAAAUUUAUGGUGUCACCAAAAGUGAUCGUCAUGUUGGAAAAACUUUCUCCAAAUCAUCCUCCUUCAUAGAUUAUGUCAGAAAGUCUCUGAAAAAGCUGGAACUGGAUGAUUCAAAGCUCCCGGACAGCUGUAUAAUGGAUUACUAUGAAAAAUACAAGCACAGAAUGAAUGAGCUUGAAGCAUUUAAUAUGCUGAAGGUUGUUCUGGCUCCCUGCAUAGAAGUUUUGAUACUUCUGGAUCGUCUUUGCUACCUCAAGGAGCAGGACAACAUUGCCUGGUCUGGACUUGUGAAGUUAUUUGAUCCCGUGAAAUCCCCCAGAUGCUAUGCAGUUAUUGCUCUGAAGAAACAGUGAUGUUUUUAAGUGGAAGCAAAUUGCAGAUAGGUUGAAAACUCUGAACUGAUACUGCUAUUUCCUCACUUUUAUUCUGAUAUUUUUACUUGAUUACUCAAGUACACUGCUUGCUUUUCUGCUGCAAAAGUAAAAAGUGCAAUGCCUCUAUGAAUCAUGAGAAAUAAAUAUCUCCUUUAUAAAUACCAUUUCUUCCUUAUGUCAGUUAUUAAACAAUGUUGAACAUCUGGCUUUAUUAUAAAAGUUAUGAGCCAUAUUAUGUGAUUAUUAUUUUAAAAUAUUUUUUGUUUCUUCUUUUUAAGGCGUUAUACCGUGUAUCAAUACCCCUUCUCCUGAUAUAUCUAAUCACAAGAACAUACCUUCUCAGUUUUUACCCGUGGCUGGCAUCAGCAGUCUCAGACUAGCCUUGCCUUUUUCUUUUUUGGAUUCAGGUGGUGCAGAGAAUAAACAGAAAAAUAACCUGCACUGUAAACAAG
Molecule: messenger RNA, 2060 nt
Organism: Balearica regulorum gibbericeps (East African grey crowned-crane)
Lineage: Eukaryota; Metazoa; Chordata; Aves; Gruiformes; Gruidae
Source: RefSeq, a predicted model, not a curated record